AUGCACACGCCUGGGCCGACCUCCCCAGCCAACUCAAAAACGCCGUCCCGAAAUUCAACAAUCUCAAAAGAUCCUCAAUUCCAAGCAUUCGCCGAUACCCCCGAGAUCAAAUAUCCUAUCACAUUCGGCAUCAAAGCCGCCGGAUCCGACAAUGCAGUUUUCGUCACAGUCAACAGCAAGAGCGGUGUUGCGGAAAUAGGCGACCACAAGAAAGCCUUGUUUACACUAUCCGCCUUACCCGAACAAUGGCAGGAGUUCUUCAAGCCAGUCCCAGCGAUGCCGUACCAGAGCUACUGGGGCAUGUUCGGCAUGAACAUCAAGCAGGAUGGAAUUGAGGUCUUGGGCGAUCAAUUGGCGUUCAACAAGUAUACACAUUUCUGGCGUCGAGCACUGGAGGUCCUGCAUGAUGCUCAGUGUGGAGAGAUGAGGGUGGAUUCGCAGGUGGAGCCGGAUGAAGAUCACAUUGUGGGGAGAUAUGUGUAUAUCGAUGCUCCUGUUUGGGGACGAUGCAAGGUUUUCUAUGAGGCGAGUGGAGAGGGGAAACAGCAGAUUGUGUUCUUACAUACGGCUGGGUCGGAUAGUCGUCAAUACCAUGGGGUUAUGAAUAAUCCUACGAUGCGGCAGAAAUGUAGCAUGGUUGCGUUCGAUCUUCCUGGUCAUGGCAGGAGCUUCCCUUCACAAUUACCUCCGGGAUCGCAUACCAACACUGAGGAUGCAUAUGUUGGAACUAUUGCUGCGAUGGUGAAGGCUUUGAAGUUGAACAAGCCUAUCAUCUGCGGUGCUUCGAUGGCUGGACAGGUGUGCCUCGCUGUUGCGAUCCGAGCUGAUGAGGUUGGUGCGGGAGGAACAAUCCCUCUGCAGGGGUCCGACUACCUGAAUAUGGAGAGACAAUUUCAUGACCGCUCUCCCAACGUCAACCAAUCUCUCUACAACCCAGAAUGGGUAUACGGCAUGAUGUGUCCCACAGCACCACUCAAAAACCGCCAACUCAUCUGGCAUCUUUAUUCCGCCCAAGCGUACGGUAUUUUCCAUGGCGAUCUCGACUUCUACUUCGGCGGAUGGGACGGUCGAUCUCGCGUUGGCAAAAUCGACACCAAGAAAUGCCCUGUCUUCAUGCUGACGGGUGAGUAUGACUGGAGUAACACACGAGCCAUGGCGCAGGCGACUUGUGAUAAGAUUCCUGGUGCGAAGCAUAAGGCCAUGCCGGAGUUGGGACAUUUCCCUGCUACGGAAAAUCCGGAUAAGUUUGUACCACAUCUGAUUGAGGCUAUUGAGCAUAUUCAGAAGACUAGGCAGGGUUGA
Messenger RNA from Cadophora gregata, 1302 nucleotides. RefSeq lists its product as uncharacterized. The coding region runs from base 1 to 1302 and encodes 433 amino acids. The record is from RefSeq and is a predicted model, not a curated record. NCBI's taxonomy places the organism in Eukaryota, Fungi, Ascomycota, Leotiomycetes, Helotiales, Ploettnerulaceae. The transcript has 3 exons.